AUGGAACGACACACAGGAGAGAAGCCAUACGAGUGCUCCAUAUAUUGUGGGAAAAGGUUCAGUAAAAGUUCCAAUCUGGUGUCACACCAGAGGACUCACACAGGAGAGAAACCAUUUGAAUGUCCUGAUUGUGGGAAAAGUUUCAGUCAGAAUUCCAGCCUGGUGACACACCAGGAGACUCACACAGGAGAGAAACCAUUUGAAUGUCCUGAUUGUGGAAAAAGUUUCAGUCACAAUUCCAACCUGGUGACACACCAGAGGACUCACACAGGAGAGAAACCAUUUGAAUGUCCUGAUUGUGGGAAAAGUUUCAGUCAGAAUUCCAGCCUGGUGACACACCAGAAGACUCACACAGGAGAGAAACCAUUUGAAUGUCCUGAUUGUGGGAAAAGGUUCAGUAACAAUUCCACGCUGGUGAAACACCAGAAGACUCAGACAGGAGAGAAAGCAUUUGAAUGUCCUGAUUGUGGGAAACGGUUCAGUCAGAAUUCCAAUCUGGUGGCACACCAGAGGACUCACACAGGAGAGAAACCAUUUGAAUGUCCUGAUUGUGGGAAAAGUUUCAGUCGCAAUUCCAGCCUGGUGACACACCAGGAAACUCACACAGGAGAGAAACCAUUUGAAUGUCCUGAUUGUGGGAAAAGGUUCAGUCACAAUUCCAGCCUGGUG
This is a messenger RNA of Pantherophis guttatus, 669 nucleotides long. The record is from RefSeq and is a predicted model, not a curated record. NCBI's taxonomy places the organism in Eukaryota, Metazoa, Chordata, Lepidosauria, Squamata, Colubridae.